CUCAAUGUCAUAAUUAUUCUCAGCCAUGGCCCAGGAAAUGGAGACAUUUGCCGCUCGUCUCGCUAGUUUCGACCGGGUCUUGUACCCUGGGGGACGAAGGUCAUCACUUACGCCCGCAGAGCCUAUCGCUUGGCCUCACAGUAGGCCUUCACCGGCGGAGCUUGCUCAUGCAGGGUUCUUCUACCACCCCUACGAAACGAAUCCAGACAACACGAUAUGUUUCCUGUGCCGCAGGGCGCUAGAUGGAUGGGAGGAAGAGGACAACCCGAUCACGGAACAUUUGAAACAUGCGCCGGAUUGUGGGUGGGCUGUAAUGAUGGACAUUCAACAGCACAGCUCCAAUCCCGCCGAGAUCGAAGACCCGACCAGCGAGCGCAUUGUACAGGCGAGACAGGCUACCUUUGGCGAAGCAUGGCCUCACGAUGGAAAGCGCGGCUGGACUUGUCAAUCGGACAAGAUGGUUGAAGGCGGAUGGUAUUUUUGCCCAAACGAAGAGAGCAACGACCUGGCCACUUGUGCGUACUGUAAAUUGUCGCUCGAUGGCUGGGAGCCAAAAGAUAACCCCUUCGACGAGCAUUACCGACGGUCCUCAGACUGCUCUUUCUUCGUUUUCGCUCAGCCUCCUACCACAAAGAAAGGGAAGAAUUCCCGCUCGAAGAAAGGUCGCGUCUCCAAGGCGGCCCGUCUCUCGACCCAAUCCACUGUUUCAGAGGGACCCAUGCAGGAAGUUGACGACGACUCAAUGGACCAAAGCACUAUGUCGCAAUCAACCACGAAAUCGAAGUCGUCGAAGAAGUCAACCAAGUCCAAGUCCAGAAGCAAGAAGAAGGAUGAGCAGGUCGAGGCAGGCGGCCAGAUUGACGUGGACAGUACAUAUCAGACUCAGCCAGAACCUCCGAAAGCGAAACGAACCAGAGGCAAGAAGAGGACAAGCGAGGAUAUAGCCAAGGAUGAUACGAACCUGGAUGCAGAGACCGACGAGAAACCCGAACCUCCAUCCAAAAAACGGGCGACUAAAACCCGCGUUAGUGCCCAGCAACCGGAACACGAGGAACAGCCCGAGGCAGUAACAGAGGAAGCGCCCAUGGAGGAAAUUCAGGAAGCGAAACCAAAGAAGGGCCGCGGUACGAGCAAGAAGAAGACUACCCUCAAGAGCCGAAAUGUCACGGAUGAUUCAUCUACAACUAAGGCUCCAGCUUCUCCCGAGGCGCCUCAAGAUGCGGAGCCUGGAGCAGUGGUCGAGAAUGUUAUGGAGCUAGGAAGGGCUAGCGUCAAGGAGCCCAGCGAAGAGCCGGCGCCGAAGCCAUCGAAAAAGUCAAAGUCCAAAAAGAAAGUCGAACAGGCCCCAGAGCCAUUGUAUGACACAGAAGAGCACAGCGUGGAGGUUGAGCCCCAGCCGGUUGAGGAACCAGAGCCACACCUGUCACCAGAGCCUCAGCCACCAGUUCAAGAGCCCCGACAAACGAGACGUUCAAGCAAGCGACAAAGCGCGAGAAACUCGACUACUGUCAAAAAAGAGCCCCAAGAAGAAGUAACCCAGAGCGAAGCAGUAGAAGACCAGCUUUCAGAGCCCACUGCUCCCGACCGCGAGCAAGUUGACACAAAAAGGCACGAGUCGUUUGUGUCUGUGGAAAUCACGACUAGGGUGCCAAGCAGGGAACCCGAAGCAGAGGUCGAGGAGAAGAAUGGGAAAAGGAAGCUCAAAAGAAAGGAGUCCACCGAAAAGCAGAAGAAGUCUAGGAAAUCUGCAGAAGAGCCUGUGGAUGCUUUACAAGAAGAUCGUGCUGCCUCCGAUAUUGAGGAGACGGUUCUUGACAUGGAUGGCCAGACGCUGUUGGGACCGAGCGAGCAAGAACCACAGGUACAGACACCUGUGCAGCAAACUGCUAGACGCCGAUCAUCCCGAGUACCUCCAAAGACUGUUGAGAGAUACAGCGACAUUCCUAAAGAGAAGCAGUAUGCAACAUCACUUGUCGAGUCUCGGAACUCAGGUGGUCGGUCGAUCUCAGGGAAUGCCGAUCCAGACGAUGAAGACGAACAAGAGCAAGAAACGGUCUCGCCAUUACCCUCGCCGUCCAAGACUACUCCUUCGAUAUCGCCGCAAUCGUCUGAUGCGGAAAAUCACCCUCCCUCCUUGAAGCCGACGCUGAAACCCCCCACGUCUCGACUGCUUGUCCCUUCCCCUUCCAAACAGCAGUCAGCUCGGAUCCCAUUUGCAGCCAGUACGCCAUCGCCAUCUAAGCGGGCUGCAAACACCGGGUCUCUCAGCAGUACGCACCCCUGGACCCCGGUGGACAUCGAUUCUAUCAUUCUGGCGGGCACGAGCGACAAGGAGAACAUCGAUUUCUCCGAUAUCCUGAACAGCACCAAGGGCGAAUUGAGUAGCCAGGAGAAGAAGAUGACUGUCGAAGAAUGGAUCAGGUGGAAUGCAAAGAAUGGCGAGGAGAGACUCAAACGCGAAUGCGAGCGCUUGGUUAGCCAAUUCGAGAAGGAAGGUGCUCGGGCGAUGCGCGUAUUGGAAGGUAUCGAGUGUAUGGAUUGAGGUCUCAUGGGUAUCGUUGGUCAGGAGUCUUUGGGUCGGGCGAAGGGCAUUGGAUAAUCGGUUUUAUUUUCUUUCUGCUUCUGGGAUAAUCUCAGCGAUAUUGGCAAAUAGGAAUGCGGUCGGUACAUGAUUAUGCUUGAGUUGUUUUCUGAUAUGGAUAUUGUCAAUGAUUUUAUAC
This is a messenger RNA of Aspergillus aculeatus ATCC 16872, 2720 nucleotides long. RefSeq lists its product as uncharacterized. The record is from RefSeq and is a predicted model, not a curated record. Bases 26 to 2542 code for a protein of 838 amino acids. NCBI's taxonomy places the organism in Eukaryota, Fungi, Ascomycota, Eurotiomycetes, Eurotiales, Aspergillaceae. The transcript has 4 exons.